AUGGUUUCCGGAGUCGGCAAGCAGGAGUCGGAGAAGCAGAAGGAGGUGCUUCCCGAGCGAGUGAUUGGCGGCGCCCACCGCGAGAGGGGCGCCAUUCGGAUCCGUGGAGCAUCGCCGUGGCCCGUGCCCGCGACGAGCUCCAGCGCGGAGGCCGCGCCGCCGCCCUCGGCGGAGGAGUUCGUGCGGCGGUGGGGCCUGGACGAGAAGGCUGCGCUGCUGCUGGAGAAGCUGCCCCGCGAGGUGAGCGCCAUCGUCCUGGGGCGCUUCAGUGCCCACGGCACGAAGGUGGCGACCGCGCCAAUCCAGGGCUGCAGGCAGCACGAACGGACCGACGCGCAGAGCGACGGCCUCCGCUGGCGCAGGACGGAAGACGCCCAGCGCAGCGUCCAGGCCCGGGGCUGGGAGUUUGCGAGCACAGUCAACCACUUACUGGCCAUCCAGGCGACCAUUGCCGGCACAGUCGUCGAACUCGAGCACGGCCUCGCCGUCGCCAGGGACGGCAACGUCUGGGGCCGCCUUCUCGGCUUCGUCCUCUCCGUCUGGAUCCAGAAGCAGGGCGUGGACGAGGAGGCCGCCGCCUACCUCAGGGGCGUCCACGAGGCAUGGGGUGCAGCGGAGGCCCGUGCCAAGGAGCACCCCGCUGGCCUCCCGGGGCCGCCCGUCAGCAACAGGCCGGAGCAAUGGGCGGAAGGCGACCGGAGAGUGUUUUUGAAGGAAAUACUGGGCGGGAUCGCGACUCUCCGGUUCUUCCAUCUUCGCCUUUCAUAUUGUGAUCGCCAAAUUGGACCGGAGAAUCGCGAUGCCGCGCCGGACCUCCGCGUUCAGUUGCGCGUGCACCAGCGCGCCGACAACGGGCAGGAGCAGGAAACGGAGCAGAAUAGCGUGCUCGACGCCUUCCAGUGCAUCGCCGAGGCAGCAUUGGACGCCGCCGGCGGCGCCUCCCGGCUGGCGGUGGCACCUGCUGCGGAGGCAGCGCGCGGCGCGGCCGAGGACGUGGACGCCUUCGUGCAGCGCUGCGGCCUGGAGGACCAGCCGGCCGCGGAGUUCCUGCGCGGGCUGCUGCCCGAGGUGCGCGCCGUGAUCUUGGCGGACUUCGACCCCGGCGGCACGAAGGACGGGAACGUCUUCGGCCGGCUGCAGGGCUUCGCACGCUCGCUGGAGGGCUCCAGGAAGCGCGGAGGCCUGUCGGCUCCGGGCAGCAAGCGUCCCCGCACCGGGCCGUGA
Prorocentrum cordatum is the source of this 1224-nucleotide messenger RNA. Lineage: Eukaryota; Dinophyceae; Prorocentrales; Prorocentraceae. The record is from the annotation of a GenBank genome assembly.